This is a messenger RNA of Closterium sp. Naga37s-1, 903 nucleotides long. The record is from the annotation of a GenBank genome assembly. Lineage: Eukaryota; Viridiplantae; Streptophyta; Zygnematophyceae; Desmidiales; Closteriaceae.
AUGGGGGUGCCGCUACUACUCGAUGUGCUCCGCAAGCCAGCAACCACGCUCGUCGUCGCGCUCUGCUCCUUCAUCUGGUUCCAGAUCCAGAAACGUGCUAUAAGCUACCCCGACGUGGGGAUAAGCUACGACGCAGUCGUCUCGCACCGCCAGUUCUGGCGGCUCGCGUCCGCGCCGCUCUCGCACAUCUCCCUCCUGCACCUCCUCUUCAACGUCUCCGCGCUCUGGAGCAUGGGCGGGAUCGAAACCCUAACCUCCGCUGACAUCAGCAAGGUUGCCGUUAUGGCCACUGGUGGUGCUGCUGGCAAUGCGACGUCCAGCCAAUGGCAGUCCGCCCCUUCCUCCUCUCUGGCUCAAAGCAUUCCGCACUCUUCCAUUUCUGGCAGCCUUACUGGUCCGAGCAACUCCAGCACAGAACCCUCUGAGCCUGUAGAAUCUACUGCUACUGCUGCCGUGGCGAGAAGAGGAUUGGGAGAAAUUGCCAACGCAGGUUCGAUUCAGGGGCAGCAGCAGCAGAAUUCAGCGGACGAGAGUGAUCGGAAGCAGCAGCAGCAACAGCAGGGUGACAAAGCAGGGUUGCCAACAAACGAGCAGCAUCUGGCGGCGGCAGGAUGGGAGCCAGGAGGGUCCAUCGGGUACCUAAGAGACUCUUUUCUCAUGCUGGUGCUGUCAGGGCUGCUGGGUCUAGCCGUGUACCACGUGCUCAUCCACAGGUGGCGCCUGGAGUAUUUCCGAAGAGUGACAGCAGUGGGGUACUCGUGUGUGGUGUUUGGGUGGAUGACGGUGCUGUCUGUGCGCCGCCCCGCCAUCACGCUCUCGGUUUUUGGCCUCAUCAAGCUGCCCGUGUCGCUGGCCCCGUUUGAAUCUCUCAUCUUCACGUCCUUCAUCGUGCCGAAGGUGUGA